Molecule: messenger RNA, 278 nt
Organism: Staurois parvus
Lineage: Eukaryota; Metazoa; Chordata; Amphibia; Anura; Ranidae
Source: the annotation of a GenBank genome assembly
UUAACCCCUAAGGGUAAAACAAAUCUUAACGCCUAAGCACAAUUUUGCAACUUUGACAUGUGUGUUGCAAAAGCAUUCAUCUCAUCACAAUUACUUUGUGUAUCCAGGUGGAUUAUACCUUGUUUCUUUUUCAGGACAAAUUGGGCUUUCAUUUGGUGGCAAAUGGUAAUGGAUAUCUCCUAAUUUAUUUUUAUUAUCAAAUAAAUGAUAAUGUGAAAAAAAUAUAUAUAUAAAAAUUUAUUUAUUUUUAUUAUCAAAGGAAAACUGGCCCAAAAUAG